GCAAAGGCCCUGUGCGUCUGUGCAGCAGAUCUCUUUAUCAACACGGCAACCAUGCAUUCAGUGUUGUUCCCGUGAUUCAUUGACUGCCGUGCUCACAGGCGCACGUGGUAACACGCUCAUGCGAGUUUCACUGGCAACCACAGCUUCUUCGCUGUCGUAUGCAAUUACAUCAUCAAGCAUGAAUUAAUUCAUCCUUUCUUUUUGAAGCAGCUAGGCUUUUUCUCCUCGUGGCCUAAGUAAAUCCCUUGCGAUAUGGAAAUUUGGCCCGUCGUUAAAGCGGCUAUGAGCAGAUGAAGAAUGUGUAUGGAAGAUUUGGCACACAUUUGAUGGGAAGAUGUGAACGUGAUGAUCUUGUUGCGUUGGUUUGCAAUAAUUGCAGCUUUAGGUUUUGCUUGCUCGUUCACUUCUGGCCAGUAUUCUUACCAGUCACUUAAGCCAGAUUUGCUGCGUCGUGAACUACGAGUCCGAAGUCCGUCAUCUUUGAAAAGCAGUUCUGAAAGUGAAGGAUCUUGUGGCCAAAGUGAGAUAGAGCAUAAUGUGACACUCCGUGGGGGAAUAAGGGCAGGAUAUUUCAGGAAAUUGGCCCAGUACGUAGCUAUGAAAUUGUGUGUUGAGCUGUGCUGUGAGGAAAAAGGCUGCGAUGUUGCAUUUAUGACAGGAAGAAAUUGUUAUGGCGUUCAGUGUUUCAGUGAAGAGCAGUGCCAAUCUAUUCCGACGAAAGGUUUUCCAUCGGAACAAAUCUUUGUCUCUCAUGUUACUUUUAAAGGAGAAGGAACCCAAAAGGUUCAUGAGCCGAAAAACCUGAAAUGCUCUGCGACCAGGAUGAAAGUUGGAGUGACUCUUAGAGGUGGCCUAAAGGCUGGGAAUUUUACUGAUGUAGGAAAGGUGGAUAAUAUGGUCAUUUGCACAAAACUUUGCUGCGUGGCUGAGAGAUGUGAUUUGGCAAUGAUGAUCAACCAAAGCUGCUUUCUAGUGGCCUGCUAUACCAUGGAACUAUGCCAAGUAGUCAAGGCAAUAAGCAACAGGUACCAGCCCAGUGUUGCGUAUGUUAUGAGACACACUGGCGACCUGCAAGAAGAAACAGCUACAAAACUUCAGGCAUUACACACACUGGACUCUAAGUUAAUGUGCAAAAACAGCCAAAUCUUUUACAACUCAACUCUCCGUGGUGGAUACAAGGCAGGGAACUUUACUGACCUUGGAAAAGUACCCAACAUGUCAGCCUGUAUACGCCUGUGCUGCGGAGAUAAAAAUUGUGACGCUGCAUUCAUGCUUGAGAAGAACUGCUACGCAGUGGCCUGUGUACAAGAAGAUCUAUGCACCCCAGUGCAUGCUAAAAAGUCAGGUGCAUUGAUUUCUCUUAAUCCGAGGAUAUCUUACAUUACCAGCAGGACUGAAGAAGUUGCAUCAAAAAACCUGAUAUCAGUCGAUGGCUCUUGCCAUGCAGGAGUUAUUUCAUAUGACGUCACGCUUAGAGGGGGUAUGAGUGCGGGAAACUUUACUCCUCAUGGCAAAGUUGGGAGCAUGGAAACCUGCAUUGAAAAAUGCUGCAGACAAGGUGAUUGCAAUGCUGCAAUGAUGCUGAAGGAUGCCUGUUUUACGGUAUCAUGUCAGAAGGACGAGCUGUGUGAGAAGAAACCAAUACCGACAUCUUCGAGCUACAAUCCAAAAAUCGCCUUUGUAUAUAGGGAUAGAAAGCAGAAAAAGAAAGCUACAAAGCAUCCAGUGCCAUCUUUCGUUAGGCCAAUGUCGUUGACAAAACCAACAUACAAACACGGAACGGGAAAAGUAAAGCAGAAUGCUGGUCUUUUGAUAAAUGUUCUUCCAACAAAGAAUUACCACGUCAGCAUAAAACCUCCAGGGCUGGCUGACGGGACUUUGAUGAAACAUUUCGAAAAUAAACCUGAUACUUUUAAGGCCUCUCUGAAGGAGACUAGGCCCUCAAAGAGUGUAUUUGCCUCCCAACAUAAACCAAGUUCCCUUCAUGAAAUGGUGGAAUUCAUAACAACAGGCCUAGCGUCAAAAUCAUACACUCAUCAUACUAAUAGACAAAACAGUUCACUGCCAGUAACAACUACGUUAGGACAGUUGACUGGAAAAAAGUCAGUAGAGCGAUUUCCAAUUAGAAACGCAGCUGAUAAGUUUGUAAAAAUGAAUUUGAAAAUGCCUGGGUCUGGUCUUGACCAUUUAAAAGGUACUGAAAAGAGCGAUAUCCAAUCAUUGCCAAUAGAAGAAAAUGCACCUAAAAUUCCAGUUGAUGCUAAUACUCAGCUGGGAGAGGCACCUACCAGAGGCGAUGUUCAAGAAUUAGUAAAGGAACUUGAAAAGAAUAACUCAGACAGCUCGGUUAUUGCAUCCGAAGAAUCUGGUGAUGGUGAAAGUUAUAUGACUUCAGAAAAUCCAAAAAACGAUUCGAGCAAUGCAACUUUGGAUCUAAGUGAGUCGAAACAUUUUGCUGGUAGAGAAGAGGAUUUUCAAGCCCAGAGAUUUCCAAGUCUGAGUUUGAUUGGAGAUGAUGUUGGCUGCACGAACAGUGAGAUCAUCAAAAACGUCACUCUCCGAGGAGGGAUUAAGGCUGGGAAGUUCAGAGACCGCGGAAUCAUGGAAGAUUUUCGCCAGUGCAUCAAAAUAUGUUGUUUGUCAAAACUUUGCGAUCUGGCAUUUAUGCUUCGCAAUAAUUGCUUCACGGUCGAGUGUAAAAGUGAGGAGCUGUGCGAAGCAGUCGCUGUCAAAACGACCAAAGAAUCACCUCCGAUGCUUGCCUAUAUUUACGCACGCAGUUCUGCGCAUGCGAAACGUGAUACCCAGAAUAAUAAUAUCAACGACGACAUAAUAUUUGGAGAUCUGGACCGGUCGAGAGCUGACCUCCAUGUCUCUAGAAGAACAGUAGAGGUUUCAGACAACAAAUCCUCGAUAAUCUUAAAAAAGCGUUGGACUGCCAGUGAUUCAACGGACAAGAGCGAUUAAUACAAUAAACACAGUUUAUAGAAAUAGUUAUUGGCUUUUUGUAAAUAUAAUUUUCAUCCCCAUAACCGUUAAUAUUUGUAUAAACUGCCAGUUGACGAAUUGCGGAGUGAAAAAUCUCUGAAAGCAAGUCAAACUUUUUGCCUUUGCAAGAAAGAAAGCAUUUGUUGUGGUAAAUGCAUUAAAGCAUUUAUAUGUAGUACAUUUUUCUGUUAAAAUCAGGGAUGGUUUUUUUCUGAAAAUUAUUUAUGCAUAUUUACUGCUUUCCUGAGAAUUCCUUUAGAAGAGCGUAAAGUAUAAAAUUAUACGCAUUUUAGCAAAUUCUAAGAGGCUGAGCAAUAUAGUUUGCGAUGAAGCUCGUCCUUCAAGCUUGACACCCGACUAAAACAUAAAAAUGGAAGGAUCUUUUUCAAGUUAAAUUUUUUUAAGGCUAUAGUUUAAAAUGACGUCAUCAUGCAUCAUCAUAAUGAAUAUCACGCGGUUAAAGUUAAAAGCAACUCAAUCUGAAUCAAAUUAAAAUUUCAAUUUGAUUAUUGAGUUCAGUUACAAUUUGAGCCAAGUUGCCAGAAACUUCCCCUAUUUGUUUUUAUAACAAGCCUUCCCAGCUAGAAGGUAACAUCAUAAGUAGUUUCGUUGUCCUAUUCAUAGUUUUUCUAGUCUAUUUUUGCUCCUCAAUCUUUCAGUGACUGUAUAUCAAUUGCUAUCUAAUUUUUUGUAUGUUGUAAUUUUUGUAAAAAGUUCUGAUUAUAAAACCAGAAAGCAGAUUGUAGAGAAUAGCUUUUUCUUACUUUGA
This is a messenger RNA of Rhopilema esculentum, 3757 nucleotides long. RefSeq lists its product as uncharacterized. Lineage: Eukaryota; Metazoa; Cnidaria; Scyphozoa; Rhizostomeae; Rhizostomatidae. Gene Ontology annotation, biological process: neuron migration. The record is from RefSeq and is a predicted model, not a curated record. Gene Ontology annotation, cellular component: cytoplasmic vesicle; membrane.